Diplodia corticola is the source of this 1359-nucleotide messenger RNA. RefSeq names its product sulfate transporter. Gene Ontology annotation, molecular function: molybdate ion transmembrane transporter activity. Gene Ontology annotation, biological process: molybdate ion transport. The coding region runs from base 1 to 1359 and encodes 452 amino acids. The record is from RefSeq and is a predicted model, not a curated record. The transcript has a single exon. Lineage: Eukaryota; Fungi; Ascomycota; Dothideomycetes; Botryosphaeriales; Botryosphaeriaceae.
AUGCCGUCGACCACGAAUCUUCGCCGCAUCACGCAGCACAACCUGCAGACUUUCCGCGAUGCCCCGCUGAGCGAGCUUUCUGGGUCGCUGGGUGACCUCGGAACUUUGCUUCCUCUACUCGUGGCCCUGACCCUCACCCACUCCAUUUCUCUGCCUGCGACUUUGCUGUUCACCGGCGCCUCAAAUAUCCUGACUGGCGCGCUGUUUGGCAUCCCACUCCCGGUGCAGCCCAUGAAGGCCAUCGCCUCCAUCGCCAUCGCUCGCAGCUACAGCUUACAGGAGACUGCAGCUGCAGGCAUCGGCGUCGCUGCUGUUGUCGGCAUCAUGAGCGUGACAGGCCUGCUGAGCUGGGUCACACGGGUGGUCCCUAUUCCGGUUGUGAAGGGGAUUCAGGUUGGAGCUGGCCUCAGCCUCGUUCUCUCGGCAGGAGAGAAGAUGCUCAAGCCCCUUGGCUGGACUGGACCUUCCCCGGUCGACAAUCUGCUCUGGGCUCUCGGCGCUGCACUGGCGCUGCUGGCCUGUACACGAGCGCCGCGGGUGCCGUACGCCCUCCUUAUUUUUAUCCUUGGCCUUAUCUUAGCGGGCGUGAAAGCGCGCGCGAGCGAUAUGGACAGCUCCAGCAUCAUUCCCAGCAUCCCAGUCGUGGUACCUUCGUGGGCUACUUUCGGCCGCACUUUUGUGACCGCUUCCCUUGGCCAGCUUCCUCUUACCACGCUCAACUCGAUUAUCGCUGUGACCCAUCUGUCCGCUGACCUUCUCCCGAAUGUGCCGACCCCUACUGUUACUGCCAUCGGAUCCUCCGUUGCGGCGAUGAAUCUUAUUGGAUGCUGGUUCGGAGCCAUGCCCGCCUGCCACGGCUCCGGUGGCCUCGCUGCUCAACACCGGUUUGGAGCACGCAGUGGCUCCUCUGUCAUCCUGCUCGGCAUCGUGAAGAUGAUUCUGGGUCUGGUCGGAGGCGACAGUCUUGUCCGUCUCCUGGCGAGCUUCCCGAAGGCACUUUUGGGUGUUAUGGUCCUCGCUGCGGGCGUCGAGUUGGCCAAGGUUGGCGAGUCUCUGAACGCUGGUGCAAGGGAUCUGUGGGAGGAGGCCGAGAUGGAAGCUUCGGGUGUCCUCACAUUGGGAAAGAGACUGCGUGAGCCGAGCGAGACGGAGCGAAGAGAGCGCUGGGCGGUCAUGAUGGUCACUGUCGCGGGGCUGCUGGCGUUCAGGAACGAUGCUGUUGGCUUCGUCGCCGGACUGCUUUGGCAUUGGGGUCAGAGAGCGCAGCUGCCGAGGCUGCAGAGGCCGACCUGGUGGCAGCGAUGGAGGACGGGCAGGGAGAGGACUGCGGCUGGCGAGGAAGGGGAAAGCCUGUUGUAA